GUUGAUUGGUUGAUAGAACAGCAAUCAGCUGUUUGAAUUUUAUCGAAUUGAAAAGAACAAGGAAUUCAUGGAAAACUUUCACAGCCACCUUGUUUGAAAACAAUAUUGGAACAAGAUUGAAUAAAAUGUAGCCUGAUUAUUAAUACCUUGAACAAAUUUUAAUGAAAAAACCGUCAUAUUAUUCCGGAGGAUUUCGUGAUUCCCGUGAACUUCGGGUGAUUGGCAUUUUUUCGGGGAAAAUUUGGGGUAGUUUUGUCCCUAUUGCCAUUGGCGACACUGAUCAUGACUUUAUACGGCAGAAUUUUGAAUUUGAAAUAGUAAACAGAAAACAGUGGAAGACACAGAGAAGCUCCCAUCAAAGUCAAAAAUAAUUCAAUGGAAACUAAUAAUUGCGCUGAUGAAUUACAGCCAAUUGCAGAAUGUUUUAUCAAACAAGAAAUCAAACAAGAACCGACUUCACCAGAGUUGCAGAAUAAUGAGGUAGAUCGUGAUGAGGAAGUGAAUAUGAAUCGUCUGUUAUACACCACCGUUGUGACAGAAGCUGGUGCUCAUGCGACACACGAGCAACAUACUGGAAAACAUCCCUCGUCUUCCAUACAAAAUGAGUUGUUGGCUCAACCAGGUUCAAGUGUCUGGUCCUCGAACGAUGUUUCACCUAUUGAUAAUUCGAAUUUGAAAGAAAACCCUCGUCCGACCACUGUCCAGCUAGAUCAGCCCAGACCAGUUCAGUCAAGCGACUCCAAGCCCAGCCUCUCAGAGCAGCCUCUCAGAUGUUCUCAGUGUAGCUAUGAAACUGUGAAACGCCAUUUCUUGGAGAUACAUAAUCAAAGACAUUCUGGUAAGAGGUUUUUAGAUUGUGAUGAGUGUGAAUUCAAAACUUCAAUCGAAGAAAAUCUUGUUGCACAUAUGACAACAAAACAUGUCAAAAAAGAGCGUUACAAUUGUAAGCGUUGUGAUACAAUUCUCAGCACAGUUGAAAAGUAUGCUUACCAUUUGUUUCGUCAUAAAGGAAAUACUAUUUUUAAGUGUAGUGUCUGUAAUAUCCUUUUCACUAAUGAAAGGUUUUUGGAUAGACACAAAACAUUAAGACAUAGUCCGCUAUAUUUCAAGUGUAGAUUUUGUGAUUUUUGCUCAGCUACAUCGACAAACCUUAGGGAUCAUGUCAGGAAUGAACAUGAGCAGUCUAUGUAAAAUGUUUUGGUAGGCUACACUUACUUACACUUGUGGCAUCAUGUGGCUACACUCUUGUUACUUUUGAUUUAUGAUGGAAUCGUUUGCAGAAAAACUAAUGUUUGCAUAAUAUGCCAGCUUCUAAAGUUUCUCCAGCAGAAUUCAUUUUUCAAUGGAUCACAGAAGUAAGCAUGGGGCUCAUAUAAUAGAAUGAUACCAUGCUGUAGUAAUAUAAUUAUCAUGAUAUAAAAUAAUCACACAUGCUUGCAUAAUACGGGAAUUUAUCAAUUUUAUUUAGAUGGAGAAGACAAAUUCACUUUAGAAUAUAUUCUAUUAUAUAUAAUCAAUUAUGAAUAUCAACUUGGAAGUAUUUUAUUCAAAUAAAUAUAUAUUUUAUUUGGUUGACGAAACCCAAGAUUUUUUUUUAUUUUGAAAAAGAGCAAUGAUUAUUAUUUAGUUUAUCAUCAAAUGGCUCUGUAUUAUUGUACUAUAUAUAUAUAAUAGAUAUUAAGCAUUCUGGGAUAAUCAAUAAGAUGAAAAAUUAUUGUUACUUGUUGGUUGAAAAAAAUAUAUAGAAAUUCAUUUGUUUUUGAAGAAUAUUGUAGAUUUGAUAUUAUUUUAUGUUGAAUAAAGCUUAUUUCAUUUAAUUUUUG
Molecule: messenger RNA, 1823 nt
Organism: Nilaparvata lugens (brown planthopper)
Lineage: Eukaryota; Metazoa; Arthropoda; Insecta; Hemiptera; Delphacidae
Product: zinc finger protein 431
Exons: 5
Coding region: 376-1191 (271 amino acids)
Biological process (GO): regulation of transcription by RNA polymerase II
Cellular component (GO): nucleus
Molecular function (GO): RNA polymerase II transcription regulatory region sequence-specific DNA binding; DNA-binding transcription factor activity, RNA polymerase II-specific
Source: RefSeq, a predicted model, not a curated record